GCCAGAAGAGGCUGUUGGAUGAAUAGGCUGGAGGAGGCUGUUGGAUCUCCUGGAACUGGAGCUUCAGACAGUUGUGAGCUGCCUGAUGUGAGCACUGGGUACUGGACUCAGGUCCUUUGCAAUAGCAGUAAGUGCUUUUUAAUUACUGAGACAACUCUCUGGCCCCAUGUACUUAUUAAUGCUAAUGAGACCUUGAGGGUGCUGCUGAGAAUAUGCCCUGAUUAUGUAUACCCACACACCAAUACAUCCAUACUCAUCUACACUCUUACUCACACUCAUAUCCAUCCAUAGCCACACAUACCUUGCAUGCCUACAUGGCCACACUCAUACAUGUCCACAGAAUAUACACACACCACAUGCAUAUGUUCUCACAUCCCACUCCCCCCACAUCUAUAGGAUGUGGAGCACACACACACACACACACACACACACACACACACACACACACUUAUGCACAUCACAAGCAUACAGUGACUAAGAAAGCACCGAGAAGAAGAUAUCUUAACAUACGUAGACCCACACUCACCCACACUCCACACAUACUCCUGACACCUGCAUCUCCCUACGUUCACACCCUCACACUUGCUCACACCUACCUCCACACUGUCACACCCCUCCACUUUCAUCCCACUCUUCAUUCUUCACUUACACCUAUUUUACUUCCCACACCCACCUACACUACCCCUCAGUAUCCACAUGCUUAUACCCCCAAUACUCUCACACAUACACAUAUACUUACACACACACACCUACACACACUUUCUCAUCCCAAAUACACUCUCACUACUAUGCUCACACCCAUUCUCACCCUCACAACCUCUCCCACAUUUACACACACACUCUCUCACACCCACCCCCAUCACAUUCUCACCCCUCACACAUACACACACAGCCUGGGCUUGUCUGGCCACCUUUUGAUGGGAAAGUCCUGGGAAGGACUCAGCAGUUCCUAACAGACUGGUGUUAGGACCCAGGAAAGGCCGGAGUGGGACGGAUAUAAAUAGAGGCGAACAAAGUUUGAGGCCCGCUGACAUCACUCUGGCUCUCCACCCAAAGCCACGGCCUGGACUCUGGGCCAACGAGGUGUGGCGGAGCUCAGCUGCAGAAGGAGGCAGCAGAGACAUCCCUGAGCUCCAGGCUGAGCUGAGCUCUGAGCUCCGACUUGAGACGGGAGGCAAGUGCCUGCCAGUCCCAGGCCCAGGACACGGAGGACUCCUGAGCCUACAGGCACCCGGAGGAGGCCCUGGCCUGCCCAGCAGCAACAGCCAGGAGCUUGGGGAACUCUGGUGGAGCUAAGGAGGAGUGCUCACUCAAUCCAGCGCUGCAUCCAGCCUUCGGGUCCCAGAAGACUCCAGUUUGGAGAGGAGAAUCGCCCCAACUGCUCUCAGGCCCUUACACGACACAAACUUUAGGGGACAGACUUGGUGGCCAGAAACCUGUGAUGAAGAUGUCCUUGUCCUCAGGAAGCUGGAGGUAGAGAGGCUCCCUGAAGACUGUGGGGGAUCCCGCCGCCUGGUUCCCACCAUGAGGGAUCUGCCGGCACUGCCUUGCCGCUGGGUCUGGCUACUCUGGUCUUUCUACAGCUUCCAGGUGUGUGGCACCCAGCCCAGAGCCCAGGAACAUCCAGGGUUUGCGGUCCUGGCUUCUGCUUCUCAUUACUGGCCCUUGGAAAAUGUGGAUGGGAUCCUUGAACUUCAGGACACAACUGGAGAUAUCAUGGAAGGGAAGGUCAACAAAGGUAUUUACCUCAAGGAGGAGAAGGGUGUGACAUUCCUCUACUAUGGCAGCUUCAAGUCAUCCUGCAUCAGCAACCCGGCCCAGUGUGGACCUGAGGGAGUGACAUUUUCAUUUUUCUGGAAGACUCAAGGGGAGCAGCCUCGACCAGCCCCCUUCGCUUAUGGGGGACAGGUCAUCUCUGACGGUUUCAAAGUCUGCUCUAGCGGUGGAAAGGGCUCCGUGGAGCUGUACACGCGGGAUAAUUCCAUGACUUGGAAGGCCACCUUCAACCCUCCGGGUCCUUACUGGACUCAUGUUCUGUUCACGUGGAAAUCCAAGGAGGGCCUAAAAGUCUACGUCAACGGGACUCUGAGCACCUCAGACCCGAGUGGGAAAGUGUCUCACACCUACGGGGAGCCUCAUGUCAACCUGGUCAUAGGGUCUGAGCAGGACCAGACCAAGCGUUAUGAGAACGAAGCUUUUGAUGAGUUCAUCAUCUGGGAACGCGCGCUGACCCCCGAUGAGGUCAAGAUGUACUUCACAGCUGCCGUUGGUAAACAUGCUCUGAUGUCUUCAACACCACCGGCGAUGCCCACAGCGCACUCUGUGAUGCCCACAGAUGCCUACCACCCAAUCAUCACCAACCUGACAGAGGAGAGAAAAUGCUUCCAGAGGCCUGGAACGGUGCUUAGAUACCUUCAAAAUGUGUCCCUCAGCUUGCCCAAUAAAUCCCUCUCAGAGGAAACUGCGCUGAACCUCACACAGACCUUCUUAAGAACUGUGGGCGAUGUACUUCUGCUGCCCAGUUGGACCCACGUAUCAGAGGACAACGCCGUGACGCUGGGCCUGGUCGACACCAUCGAUGCCGUCAUGGGCCACAUAUCAUCCAACCUGCAGCCCAGAGAACCCCAUGUCACCCUCACAGGCUCUUCCUCCAUGGCAGAUUUCUCCGUGGCCAAGGUCCUCCCCCCAGCACUGAGCACCCCCCAUUACAGAUUCCCAGCCCAUGGACACAGCUACAUUGAGAUUCCGAGAGAGGCCCUUCACAGCAAAGCCUGGACCACGAUUGUCGGCCUCCUCUACCACUCCAUGCACUAUUACCUGAACAACAUCCCCCCAGCCAGCACAAAGAUUCCUGAGGCUGUGAACUGCAGAGACUGCCUGCUGUCUGUCGCCAGCCACCUGAUCUCCCUGGAGGUGUCCCCACCGCCCACUCUGUCCCAGAACCUCUCGGGCUCUCCUCUGAUCACCGUCCAUCUCAGGCACAAAUUGACUCACAAGCAGUUGGUCGAUGCCACCAAUGAGAGCAACCGCCUCUUCCUGUAUUGUGUCUUCCUUAACUUCAGCUCCGGGGAAGGCAUCUGGUCAAGCCAGGGCUGUGCGCUCACAGAGGGAAACCUCACCCACUCAGUGUGCCGCUGUACGCAUCUCACCAACUUCGCCAUCCUCAUGCAAGUGGUCCCGCUGCAGCUCACACGUGGACACCAGGUGGCGCUGUCGUCCAUCAGUUACGUUGGCUGCUCUCUGUCGGUUCUCUGUCUGGCUGCCACGCUGGUCACCUUUGCAGUCCUGUCUUCUGUCAGUACCAUUCGGAACCAGCGUUACCACAUCCAUGCCAACCUGUCCUUUGCUGUCCUGGUGGCCCAGGUUCUGCUGCUCAUCAGCUUCCGUGUGGAGCCUGGCACGGUCCCGUGCCAGGUGCUGGCUGUUCUCCUGCACUACUUCUUUCUGAGUGCCUUUGCUUGGAUGCUGGUGGAGGGACUGCAUCUCUACAGCAUGGUGAUAAAGGUCUUCGGGUCAGAGGACAGCAAGCAUCUCUACUACUAUGGGAUUGGCUGGGGGUGCCCUCUUCUCAUCUGUGUCAUCUCCAUGUCAUUCUCCAUGGACAGUUAUGGGACAAGUGACAGCUGCUGGUUGUCCCUGGGAAGUGGUGCUAUUUGGGCCUUUGUGGGCCCUGCCCUGCUGGUCAUUGUGGUCAACAUCGUUAUCCUGGUAGCCGUGACGAGGGUCAUUUCCCACAUCAGCACCGACAGCUACAAGAUACACGGGGACCCCAGUGCCUUCAAGUUGACGGCCAAGGCUGUCGCUGUGCUGUUACCCAUCCUGGGAACCUCAUGGGUGUUUGGAGUGCUGGCCGUCAGUGACCGGGCCCUGGUCUUCCAAUACAUGUUUGCUGUCCUCAACUCCUUGCAGGGCCUCUUCAUCUUCCUCUUUCACUGUCUCCUAAACUCAGAGGUGAGAGCUGCCUUCAAGCACAAGACCAAGGUCUGGUCCCUCACAAGCAGCUCUGCCCGCACCACAAACACAAAGCCCUUCAGUUCCGAUAUCGUCAACGGGACCCGGCCAGGCGUGGCAUCCACAAAGUUAAGCCCUUGGGACAAGAGCAGCCUUUCUGCCCACCGUGUGGACCUGUCCACUGUGUGAUCAGGGUGGCUGCCAUUCAAAACAAGUGCCUUCCCCGAAGCAGAGAAAAAAAAAAUGCGCACCCUGCCUCCAUCAUGGGUCCCUCUCCCUGCUGCCUCGGCCUGGGAUCACAGCCCCGACCUAUAACUGUGCAGAGUAUCCUCUUUAUCACUGCAAUUUGACUCAGGGUGGUGUGGCCAGUGAUGAUGUGGCCCUUCUUCCCUGAUGUGGUAGGCACACGUCUGUCCUCUGUGCACACCGGAGUGCGAUGUAGCCCAUGGUGACACUAAGUGUGAACCUCCCUUGUUAUCAUGAGAGCACAGAGCACAGUACCAGCAAGGCUGUGAUAAAUGAGACGGGAGGAUGCAGCUAUAAGAGAUCAUAACCUCCGCCUUGCUGGAGACUCAAAGUUCUAAGGGGUACCUAAGGUCCUGAGUGUCUCCAGAGGGUCAACAGACAUAGCUGAGUUAAUGGCGGCGGGGGGUGGGAUAGGGGGGGGUGAGGCCAGCACUAAUUGGAAUGUACAUCUUCAUGCAAGGGGACGCUAAUUGGGCCACCUCCCACCCUAGCUGUACACCACUUCUGGGGUCUCUGCUUUUGCCUGUCUGGAGUCACCCACUAUCCUGUAGAUGGAGCCUUGUGAAGACAGUCUAAUGGAGCCACUGCCUAGGAACUGACUCAGCCUAUUCCUUGUAAGCUGUGCCUCGCUGGACCUAAAGUCAGCCUUAGGUUUCAAACAUGAGCCUCUCUCUGUCCACUGCCUCCUCCAGGACUGAGAUCCUCUGCUGGGGAACCGCCUACAUCUGCAUCUCCUGGUUUUCUAGGGGGCGUAGCUACCCCUAUGGUAUGCUUUCUCAUUACUUAGAUAUGCCACCUCGGUGCCAACGAGGCACCAGAUCGCUUAGAUAUUGUAUGUCCCUCAUGUCGUACACCAGACCAACCACCACACUGCAGAGACUUCCAUCAGUGACCACACCAAGUCCCCACUCCUGGGCAGGGUGGCCACUGGAGGCUUUUGGGGUUGGCGUGAGUGGACAGAAUCAGACCCAGCCCGGGGAAGCGCAGUCAUUUAGUCAUUGUGACAACUGCUUGUCAACAAGAUCCUCGUGUGGGUGGGGAUCACGGAGAAUUAUGGAACAGGCUGUGAAGGGUCAACUAGUGUGACAGGAACCUAAGUAUCUAUGACAUGCACAGCUCGGAUGGCCAGUCUGACCCUGAUACUGGAAAACCCCCAUUUCCCAUGACAUCCCUGAGCGCCUACCCCCCACACUUGCUUGGCUUUAGAACAUGUUUCCACCCAGUUCUAUGGGUCUUUUGGGCUUUGAUUGAUUUCUUUUCUUUUUCUCCAUUUGUAAUGAAAUGGUGCAAGGGCCUUGCAUAGCUAGGCAAACACUCCACACUGAGCCACACCCGAGCCCCUAAGUGACAGCCCCCAUGAAGGCAUCUCUUCCAGAAGCCAGAAGGCUAUAGGACCAGACUUGGUUCUGUCCAAGCCAGGACUUAGAUCUAUGAGCCAUCUGGGCCCCCGUGACCUACCCUCCUGCAGCCCCUUUGGCCAGUGCGGCUGAGGUCAUGCCGAGACUCUGUGUUUGGUGACGAGUCCUGUCUACAGAAUGUGUGUGGUCACUGCUCAGCAUCUCACUACUCCCCAAACCAGACACCAGUGACCCAGGGUCCGACCUGCCCUGCUGAGCUCCCAGUAGUGAGAACACUGUAUCCCCCCCCCCCCCAUGCAUACUGGGCUCCCACUGAGGCAAGGCAGGACAGGACUGUCUUUAUUCCCAGUGGGAUUCUCAGUUCCUGGCUUUUUGUAAUACUCGCUCUUAUGUAGCUGAUAUAUCGAGAGAAGCCAAGAGCAAACCCUGUCUCAGCUUCCCGUUUCCAGUGAGUGAAAGUGUGUGGUUUUAUUUAUAGGCUACCUACUUUGGCUUCCGCAAUCAUUUAUUAUCUGUGUGUAAUUUGGCCCCACAUAAAUUAGAAAGAAUGGUGUGUGUGAGUAGUUUACAGCAGAGGGGAGAUGAUGAGUUGCUGCUAUAGUGAAGACAUGUUGUGGUUUUGAUAAAAUAAACUCUCAAUGUCCUUAA
Peromyscus californicus insignis is the source of this 6203-nucleotide messenger RNA. RefSeq names its product adhesion G protein-coupled receptor D1 (gene Adgrd1). The transcript has 25 exons. Lineage: Eukaryota; Metazoa; Chordata; Mammalia; Rodentia; Cricetidae. The coding region runs from base 1525 to 4140 and encodes 871 amino acids. Gene Ontology annotation, molecular function: G protein-coupled receptor activity. Gene Ontology annotation, biological process: adenylate cyclase-activating G protein-coupled receptor signaling pathway; cell surface receptor signaling pathway. The record is from RefSeq and is a predicted model, not a curated record. Gene Ontology annotation, cellular component: membrane.